Molecule: messenger RNA, 3190 nt
Organism: Cimex lectularius (bed bug)
Lineage: Eukaryota; Metazoa; Arthropoda; Insecta; Hemiptera; Cimicidae
Gene: Amun
Exons: 6
Coding region: 263-1189 (308 amino acids)
Source: RefSeq, a predicted model, not a curated record
UGGCGAGAGGUCAUUUCGACCCCCCUCCACGCCCGUUUCGGCUAUUCAUGAAACGCAGCUGCCGUCGCUCGGCCCAGGGAGGUUACCGCCGGACACAGUUUUAUCGCCCUCACCUAGGACAACGACAAUCGAUCUCCAACAACGUUAAAAGGCCGCUCGGCUCGCGUUUCCGAUCGGAAAAACACUUUUCCCAGUCGAACUUCAAGUUUUCCGAAGUGGUGGCAGCGCUCUAGCGGACCUCGAUACAAGUCUAGUUAUCACAAUGGCUUCCUCCAUAAAAGACACGGCAACUUUCUUCGCCGCGGGUUCGGCCAAACAAUUCGAACACGUCCUCAGCCUCUACCCGCAGGCGCUCAGGUUGAAAGCGGAGCGGAAGAACAAGAAGCCGGAGGAGCUGAUCAAACUGGACAACUGGUACCAAAACGAACUGCCAAAAAAAAUCAAAGCUAGAGGAAAGGACGCACAUUUAAUACACGAAGAAUUGGUACAGUUAAUGAAAUGGAAACAAACACGUGGAAAAUUUUUCCCACAACUCAAUUACCUUGUAAAAGUCAACACCCCAAGGGCCGUGGUAGCCGAGACGAAAAAGGCUUUCAGGAAAUUGCCAAAUUUGGAACAAGCCAUCACAGCGCUGAGCAAUCUCAAGGGUGUCGGAACAACAAUGGCAUCAGCACUCUUGGCUGCCGCUGCCCCUGAGAUGGCCCCUUUUAUGGCUGACGAGUGCCUGAUGGCGAUCCCCGAGAUUGAAGGAAUUGACUACACGACAAAAGAGUAUCUGAAUUUCGUCGCUCACAUUCAGAGUACAGUUCAAAGGCUCAAUAGUGAUAACUCAAAUGGGCGUUGGUCACCACACAGGGUCGAACUCGCUCUCUGGACCCAUUAUGUAGCCAGCGAGCUUCAGCCCGAACUGCUAGACUCAAUUCCGAAUGGUACAACUAGUCAUGCAAAUGGCGAAGACAAACUUGAAUCUGAAUCGUCCAAUGCUGCUAGUACAGAUGCCUUAGAUGCUUCGGAUGAGAGCUCUCUGGAUGCAAACGGUAAAGCGACUGAGAGUGGAGGGUCGGUUGCAGCAACUGAUGAAAACACGUCGACAUCCCUCCCUGAAGAGCUUUCGCCUGUCAAUAACAACCAGGACGAUCGCUCGGAGGAUGAACCUUCUGCCAAGAAAACUAAGUUAGAUUAUAAGUGACCUCAUAACAGAUUUUUCUAAGUGUAUUACAGUUUCCCCUCUCAACCUCAGAUAUAGUCUCAUUGUACUUUUCGUUCUCGUUCUUAUUUAGUAUAUAUAUAUUUAAAUAUAUAUUAUUGUACCUCUCUUUUAUUUAUUUUGAUCGGUGGGGGCAGAUGGUAUCAUCGAUGUUGUUUGAAUUCUCAAUUUUCUAAACACAACCUCCAAUUGUGAUUUUUUACUACUAAUAAAUAAAGUUUAGGGAAUUGCUUUUCAACUCAUACGGUUCAAGGCCAAUUUUGAUAUGCAAAGCAUUUUGGCCCUUUCAGCCCACAGAGUUUUAUUAUCUUACAAUGGGCUUCUUGGGUUAAUUGCUAUUUCUAUUAUUUAUUGUUUGUUCGGAAUGUAUAUCAAUGUUUUAGGGCGCCACCAGUCCCAAUCUCCCUCGGUUUUAGACCAGAUGAAUGGGCCUAUAAAAUCUUAGUUCCCACCAUUGAAAUUUUCAGUUUUUACAUUCAAAAGUAUAAGCAAAAUAACAGAUAAUGUAUAAUGUACAGUGUACCAUAGCGAAGAUCACAGUUUUUAUAUUUAUAUAUAAAGAGAAAAAGAUUUCAAAUGCAAGAGUACUUAAAAAAAAUUUAAAAAUUAAAAAAAAAUAUAUAUAAAAAAAGAGGAAAAUAUAUAAAAACCAAAACUUUUUCGGUAGUUGAGUGGGUUAGACUUUAGGUUGUUCUGCAAAAUAGUUAUUUUUUACCGCACAUCGUAGUUUUUGAAAAAUAAAAAUAAAAUUGACAAAAAAAAUAAUGAAGGAGAGCGCCACUCUUUGCUCGCUACUAAAAGCAAGAAUAUUAGACUAGCUUGUGUGUGUGAAUGGAUUCAGAAUGUUCACUACAAAAGAUUUUAGUGAGAUUAUCUCGUAAUAUAUUUUAUUUACAAAAGAGAAUAAACUCAUAGUACAUUCCAAUUGCUCGAAAACAGUUUUCUGUUCGACAUAAAUUUGCAGGUAAUUUGAAUCGUCGAAUGUUGAGCCAUUUUAUCGCAAAUAAAUGGGGGGAAAUUCACAAUUGGCAUUUUGCUGGGGCGAUGUAACCAAUUUUCUCCACUUCGCCAUUUGACAUUUAAAUUAUAAUUAAAUUGUUUACUGCCAAAUAAAAAACAAGUUAUAUUCAGCCUUUUUAUACUACUGUAAGUAAAAAGAAGUCUUUAAUUGAAUUAGUGUAUCAGAAUAGAAUAAAAUGCAGACCAACUCUCAGAAGAAGGAAUUAAAUAUGUACAUAAAUUUUAACAAAAUAGUGCAACAAGGAAGGGGUGUUACAACUUUUCUCUUUGUUUUAAUCAAUUCUCCAUUGGUUGUCUCACCCUGUGGAAUUUCGGCAAGCCUUGAAUUUUUUUUCUAAUUUAUGUUUUUUUUUUAAAUGAAUAGUUAGGUUGCAAAACUGUAUUUGUACGACUAAAAUAAAUUUGAAAAUAAUUGUCAUUAUUAUUUAUACUUUGUUCAGUUAGAAUGUUUAAUGUUCGUUUAAAUUAUUCCAUGUAUUGUCUUGUUUUUUCCUUUCUUUUUUAUUUUUAUUCCCUUUAUUGUCAGGGAAAUAGUUUGUAAGUUGUAAUUAAAUUUGGUACUUAUUUUUAUUGACAAUGAAUGGUCAAUGAUUGUAAUGGGCUAAUUGAUAAACAACAUAAAAUGGGUCUUUUCAUAGUUUUUAUUUCUUAAAUUUUAUCCGUAACAGUUAAGGUUUAAAAAAAAAUAUAUAAAAAAAGUGGAAACUAAAAACAACAGUAAUAAAACACAUUUUUGUAAAUUUCACUUUUAAUAAACUUGGUUUUCAAAGAUUGACUGGACUGAUUCUAAUAAUUUUGAGGCUGUUCACUUGUUGACAACAUGAUGUAUAAUUAAAGUAUAAAAAAUUAUAGUAAACGCCAAUUGCCUUUAUAUAGAUAGCAACUUUAAGAUAAGAACAUAUUUACACAAAUUCAUACCUCUGUCAAUAAAUCACUAAAUAAAAUAAGAUCAAAAGUCAAAAA